Messenger RNA from Symphalangus syndactylus (siamang), 1294 nucleotides. Its product is annotated as transgelin-2. Gene Ontology annotation, cellular component: actin cytoskeleton. Gene Ontology annotation, molecular function: actin filament binding. The record is from RefSeq and is a predicted model, not a curated record. Gene Ontology annotation, biological process: actin filament organization. Lineage: Eukaryota; Metazoa; Chordata; Mammalia; Primates; Hylobatidae.
GAGUGCGCCGCUCUCCAGCCCGCUUGAACGCUCCCCGCAGCCACUGCCACCCAUUGGAAUGGCCAACAGGGGACCUGCAUAUGGCCUGAGCCGGGAGGUGCAGCAGAAGAUUGAGAAACAGUAUGAUGCAGAUCUGGAGCAGAUCCUGAUCCAGUGGAUCACCACCCAGUGCCGAAAGGAUGUGGGCUGGCCCCAGCCUGGACGCGAGAACUUCCAGAACUGGCUCAAGGAUGGCACGGUGCUAGGUGAGCUCAUUAAUGCACUGUACCCUGAGGGGCAGGCCCCAGUAAAGAAGAUCCAGGCCUCCAUCAUGGCCUGUAAGCAGAUGGAGCAGAUCUCUCAGUUCCUGCACGCAGCUGAGCGCUAUGGCAUUAACACCACUGAUAUCUUCCAAACUGUGGACCUCUGGGAAGGAAAGAACAUGGCCUGUGUGCAGCAGACGCUGAUGAAUCUGGGUGGACUGGCGGCAGCCCGGGAUGAUGGGCUCUUCUCUGGGGAUCCCAACUGGUUCCCUAAGAAAUCCAAGGAGAAUCCUCAGAAUUUCUCAGAUAACCAGCUGCAAGAGGGCAAGAAUGUGAUCAGGUUACAGAUGGGCACCAACCGCGGGGCAUCUCAGGCAGGCAUGACUGGCUACGGGAUGCCAUGCCAGAUCCUCUGAUCCCACCCCAGGCCUUGCCCCUGCCCUCCCACGAAUGGUUAAUAUAUAUGUAGAUAUAUAUUUUUGCAGUGACAUUCCCAGAGAGCCCCCAGAGCUCUUAAGCUCCCUUCUGUCAGGGUGGGGGGUUCAGCCUGUCCUGUCACUCUGAGGUGCCUGUUGGCAGCCUCUCCCCCGUGCUUACUAAUACGUUCCCUUCCCGAUACCCAUCAAAACUGGACCAACUGGCCUCUUCUUUUCCCCUGGGACCAAAAUUUAGGGGCCUCAGUCCCUCAUUGCCAUGACCUGGUCUGUUCUGUCUCUUCUUUUUCCCCCUGGCCUGUUCUGUCUCUGAGCUCUGUGCCCUCCGUUCAUUCCAUGGCUGGGAGUCAGUGAUGCUGCCUCUGCCUUCUGAUGCUGGACUGGCCUUGCUUCUACAAGUAUGCUUCUCCCACAGCUGUGGCUGCAGGAACUUAAUUUAUAGGGAGGAGCCUGUGGCAGCUGCCGCCCCAGCCACAGCUGCACUGACUGUUCUCACCACACAUCUGGGGCAGCCUUCCCUGGCAGAGGCCCUCGUAGCUUCUCAUUUUUCCAUUCCCUUCACUGUGGCUAAGGGGUGGGGUGAGGGGACAGAGAGGGAGGACUCUCUACCAUGGUCUG